GUACAAUUGUAUCGUAGUCAUUCAAGAUCAAAUUGGGACACAGGAACGUCAAGGUCAUGCAGGGAUGUUCUGGGUUUCGGCAUAAAGCUCAUGCAAAAAUUCCCAUAGCUGUCCGUCCAGUUUUGGCCUCUAGGGAUAUUCACUUCACAACAGCCACAGGAGAAUUACUGUAACACUUCAACGAAUCAAUCUCUGAGCCUCUCAUUGUCGGGAUGCAACCCAUAAAGUGUGUCAAUAUGUUCUCUCUUGGCUGGAAGAACAUCAAAGCGAAAUGGAGACUCUCCGGGAAACGUCGUCAUGUAGGAAAAGAAGAGAGUCAUGAAAUGUUCACUAGAACUAUCCAAAUUCUGGAACCGACUUCGAACUUGCAAGCACAACAAUUCAAAGCAAUCCUUGACGCAGGGUGCUAUGCAGGAGAUUUGAUCACUUUUGAUGUGAUUAUUACCUUGGGAUGCAUUGACAAGGUUCAACUAUGUGACGAGGCGGUUGGUGUUUGUCUUAACGGCAGCAUGCUCCGAUCCAUUGGCACGAUUGUGUUGCGAUGGGAGGGAGUAGGCUUAUACAAGAUCUUCGAAUCUCGGUUUUAUGUUGUGCAAGGUGAUUCUCUCGCAUGGCAAAUCAUCUUAGGCGCCAAAACAUGCGCCACGCAUAAUCUGCUCACCGCCGGGGCUUUCGGGGGCUCGAAACGUCAGGUUUUCUACAAAAAAGAAAAGAAAGACAGCGCUGAGGAUGCUGCACGCAUCGAAAAAUACAAGAAAGACGUCGCUGAUAAUGCAGAAAGAGUUGAAAGAGACAAGGCUGCAAGAGCUGCUGCCAAGGCUCAAGGACAGCACGGCAAUGGAGAAGGCUCCUCGAAGGAUCAAAACUAAGCUGGAUAGCAAACCAUCAUGGUCAAGUCCAAAAGUUCUCAGCAUGGGCGCCAAUUCCCUUUUCCAAAUGUUCCUCUUCGUUUGGUUCAUGCAGCUGAUUUAUCAACCUUUCAAUGAGAAACCGGCAGUCCAUUCCCUGAGAUGAAAACCACCUGGACAGCGGAG
Molecule: messenger RNA, 1034 nt
Organism: Hyaloscypha bicolor E
Lineage: Eukaryota; Fungi; Ascomycota; Leotiomycetes; Helotiales; Hyaloscyphaceae
Exons: 3
Coding region: 213-869 (218 amino acids)
Source: RefSeq, a predicted model, not a curated record